This is a messenger RNA of Exaiptasia diaphana, 429 nucleotides long. RefSeq lists its product as uncharacterized. Bases 1 to 429 code for a protein of 142 amino acids. The transcript has a single exon. Lineage: Eukaryota; Metazoa; Cnidaria; Anthozoa; Actiniaria; Aiptasiidae. The record is from RefSeq and is a predicted model, not a curated record.
AUGGGAGACAUCGAUGCAAUGUUCCACCAGGUUAGAGUUAGUGAAAACCACCGUGWCUUUCUACGAUUUCUGUGGUGGACGGAUGCAGAUUUGUCAAGCGAACCAGAAGAGUACCAGAUGAAUGUCCAUCUCUUMGGAGCCGUUUCUUCUCCAAGUUGUGCCAAUUAUGCUUUAAAGAGGAUCUCCGAAGACUUCAAAGACGAAAUGAGCAAAGAAACUGCUGACACUCUGAAGAGGAAUUUUUACGUCGAUGAUUGCUUGAGCUCUGAAGAAACAGAAGAAGACGCCAUCCAAAGAGUGAAAGACGUCAUAGAUGCCUGCAGUAAAGGUGGAUUUUCCCUCAGYAAGAUCAUCAGCAACAGAAGAAACGUGAUCGAAGCAGUUCCACAAGAGAAAAAGAAGCAAAUCCCUCAAGAACAUGGACCUUAG